AUGUCUAGCCCUCCGUCUCGUCUCAAGAACAUCCUCGGACAUUUCCUCUCAUCCUCCACAGCCAAGGUCGACGAGCCCCGUCCGAACCACCACAUACACCAGCUUUCACCAACCUUCUUUCUAGAGCGUGCCGCCGCGAUAGAGCCCGAUGCAGAAGCCAUCUUCCACGUGACAGCCAACGGCCGAACCCUGCGACGGUCUUACAUAGAGUUCGCAGACAGAGCGCGCGGCCUUGCUUAUUAUCUGAAGAAGCACGGCUUCAAGAGGGUCGGAAUUCUCGCGCCCAACACACCCGCCUUUCUCGAGUCCAUCUUUGGUAUUGCCGCCGCUGGUGGGGUUAAUGUGGGUGUCAACUACAGAUUGAAGCCGGAUGACAUCACCUACAUUUUCGACUUUGCCGAGGUCGACUCAAUCAUCGUCGACCAGGAGUUUGUCCACCUGCUUGACGAGUUCAAGGAGCAGCACCCCAAAGUUCCCUUGAUUAUUGACACUGAUACCGACUACACGGAGGGCGCCUUGAGUGGCCCCUUUGAUGAUGCGGUCUUGGAGGGCCUUCAGUAUGACCACCAACACGGUCAGGGUUGGGCUGGCCUUCACUCACAGUGUGGUAAUGAGGAUGACAUGCUUGCAAUUCCCUUCACUUCAGGAACCACGAGUCGGCCCAAGGGCGUAGUCUAUACACACCGCGGGGCCUAUCUGGCUGGUAAGGGAUCCAUGGACCGUUCAGACUUUUGCACAGGUAUCAAGUUGGGCUGA
Messenger RNA from Colletotrichum fioriniae, 756 nucleotides. RefSeq lists its product as uncharacterized. The record is from RefSeq and is a predicted model, not a curated record. Lineage: Eukaryota; Fungi; Ascomycota; Sordariomycetes; Glomerellales; Glomerellaceae.